UUUAGGUCGAGCACGCUGAAUGUAGUUUAUGUGUUACCAUAGAAACAAAGCAAUAGUCGCUUCCUGGUUCAGUCACGCUUACGUGAGGGUGCUGUGUUUGGAAUGUGAUAAAUUGACACCCAGGUUUAAUUUCCCAUACAGUUUUAGAUUUAUAUGCUAGCAGUGUUUCCAAGGCUAGUACGCUAGUUUGUUUUUGGUACAUAAAUGCCCGUGUUACGUUUUGCUUCCUGAGCAAUAACAGUGUCAAUGUACAGUUGCUGUCUUCUGCAGUCGUAAGUGACAACGGUUUUCAAUAUACUUAGGGACGUUUUGAAAACCAAUUUCACUAGCAGUGUGUGUAAGUCUGUAGUAUUUUUGUCAGGUUUGAACGUAUUUUAAAUCUUUAAACAGUGGCGAUAUUUAGAUCCGACACUGUUUCGAUCAAUUGAUUGGACCCCUAAAGGUUUAACGUUCCUGUAUUCUAGUACAAGGGAGGAAUUUCUAGAGCGUUCUCGAACACAGGACGUGAAAGAUCAAUGACGUUGAUGUAUAUCCGGGUUUCCUUCGGGUUAUUUUUUUUACACAGUAGCACUGGCAGUGCAAUGAGAGGAUAACUUUCUAGACAGUCAGCACAUAUUAAUAAUAAUAAUUAAAUAAACUAAUACCCCAAUGAUGCAUACGCUAAACCGAGUUACAGGCGGACCAUUUUAAAACACGGCAGCUUUUGUUUCACGUCAAAGUUGGUCUUGCACUUAAGCGUGCCAGAGAGGUUUGUAAUGUUAAGGAUUGCGUGAGAAGUAGCCGUUCUGCCUGGCUAUAUUUAUAGUACAGUUUGAAUUCUCUUUUGAGACUAACUUGAAGGCAACAUUAGGAGUUGGUGUACCCGUUUUAAACCAUCUGGAUGAUGUCUGGAUUACAGUGUGGUUAACCACACGGCAGUUGAUGACAGAGAACGUGUGCCACAAGAGAAUACAACUGGACAUUAGAUAUUCGGACAGACGCAAAAUGAACGCUGCGGCGAGUGAUUCCGAUUCCUCCGUGUCGAUUGCAGGAACUGGAGAAAACGGGAAUGACACACCCUUGGAAUGCAGAGAGGAUACAAAACACACAGAAGUGAUGUGUCUGGGGAGUGUUAAUGAAGUGAAAAGCAGAGCUGUGGUAAAGUACUCCACGGCUCCACCUCCAACAACCUACGCGCUUCUUCAAGAGAAAACUGACCUGAAGCUCCCACCUGCCAACUGGCUUCGUGAAAGUACUGAGCUCGGACCAGUAGGCACGACUAUUCUGGGCUCUAGCAGUAAAAGCAAACCCUUUUCAAGCUUUGGAAUGGCGUAUGACUUUAUUGACUCAAUUGGAAAUGAUGUGGAUGUUGUUUCUGAUUCUGAGAACAUUAAAAAGCUUCUCAAGAUCCCGUACAGCAAGUCUCAUGUCAGCAUGGCUGUUCACCGCGUGGGACGGACUCUCCUACUUGAUGAGCUGGAUAUUCAGGAACUCUUCAUGAGAUCUUCACAGACUGGCGACUGGAACUGGUUAAAAGAAUUUUAUCAAAGAUUAGUAGAUCAGAAGUGGCAACGAAAAAAGAAGAGCAAGGAGCAGUGGUACCAAAGGGCUAUUCUUUCCAAGUUUCUGUACUACAGUAUUAAUGGCAAUGGGGCUGCAGAGCCUGUACCGGCUGCUACUGGGGAGCCUACACAGAGAGAGGAUGAGGGCCCUGAAAGGGACGAAAUGGGCCCUUCAUGGCCUGCACCUUUGGAAAGCUCAACGUCCGUCUCUGAGGACACAUCUGCUCCCAAACAAGAGAGUGUACCUCUCGAGAACACAUUUGCUCUGGGGCAUGUAUCCUCAACCCCCAAAGAGCAAAACCUUACUACUCUUUUCAAUGAAGGGGAAAACAGUCAGGGUCUGAAAAACGACUUUGUUCGCAACAUCCUCUGGACAUUCGAGGACAUUCACAUGUUGGUGGGAACGAACAUGCCGAUUUUCGGUGGAGGUCGAUAUCCUGCUGUCAGUCUCCGUCUCCGGGAUAACAAUAAACCAAUCAACGUGCUGACUGGGAUAGAUUACUGGCUUGACAAUCUGAUGUGCAAUGUCCCCGAGCUGGUUAUGUGUUUUCAUGUGAAUGGCAUCGUCCAGAAAUAUGAAAUGAUAAAGACAGAAGACAUCCCUGACCUGGACAACUCAACCUUCUCUACCAAAGUGGUGAAGGACAUAGCACAGAACAUCUUGUCCUUUUUGAAAUCAAACUGCACUAAAGAGGGGCAUACCUACUGGCUUUUUAAAGCCAGUGGGAGUGAUAUAGUGAAGCUGUAUGAUCUCACUACCCUUUGUGAGGAUACAACAGAGGAAAAAUACCAGAACCCCUUCACUCUGCCGGUCGCUGUUCUUCUGUACAAGGUGGCCAGUAAUAUGAUGAUGAAGAAGGGUCAGAACAAAAAGCACUAUGGUACAAUCAGGACACUGCUUUUGAACUGCGUUAAACUGUUGGACCAAGAGAGACACCCACAGAUCGUUGCCUCGGCUAACUUCAUGCUGUCGGAGCUCUUCCAGCUGGACGAGCCGCAGAAGGGCGAGGACGGGGAGUCUCUGCCCAGCGGGAACUCUGAGGACAGCUACAGCGAGGAGGAGGAGGAGGAGGAGCUUCCAGAGGACAGUGACGAGAACGGCUCUUACAGCACCAGCAAGGACCCCUCUGAUGACAGCAAGGCCGUGGCCAUCAUCAAAUCAGUGGGGGAGCUCUCCGUGCCCGAGAAAUACAAGUCCACUCACCAGAUACGGCCUAAUUACGCCUGUCCUGUUUCACAUGAUUUGGAGGAACGGUGUCGGCUAGUUCUCGGCUAUGUUCUAAAGGGGCUGAAAGCUGUGGACGGCAGUAUUAAGAAGGAAAGUGAGCUCCCAGCAGCAGAUCCCAACACCCCCAUCCCACUGAAAUAUGAAGACAUCACCCACAGCGCAGUGGAAAAAGAAAUCGCCUUGUUUUUGGACAAAGACGAACCCUGUCAAGAAGACUUUGAGCAUCCAACUCGCUCAGGAAUAAUUCCAGGCUCCUGGCAAUAUAAAAUGAAGCUGCAGCUUUUUCUCAAGGCAUCCAGAGCUUACUAUGUGCUGUCAGAUGCUGCGACCAAUCUUAUGAAAUAUGGCAGAGCUUUGAGAUAUAUCAAAAUAGCUUUACAGUGCCACGACGCGUAUUGUUCUGUGAGCACCAGCCUGCACCCCGAAGUUCUGCGGUUUCACAGCCAGUGUCUGUCUCUGUGUGGGGAUAUCCAGUUGAUGUUGGCCCAAAACACCAGUAAUAGAGCAGCUUAUCUGGAAGAAUACAACUACCAGACUAAAGAUGACCAGGAAAUCCUGCACAGUCUUCACAGGGAAUCCAGCUGCCAAGCUUUUAAUAUGGUAACAGAACUAGCAACAGACCCUGAGCAUCAGCUCUCUGUCAGCUGUAAGUGCUACGAGGCUGUCCAUGACCUUGUGGUUUCUGGGGACUUCAAGGAACAGAGUCCAGAGCAGCUGAACCAGGUACUGAAGAGACUGGGCAACAUCCGGAAUGAGGUGGGCGUCUUCUAUAUGAAUCAGGCAGCCACAGUCCAAACUGAGCGGGCAGAGAACAAAUCUGUAUCCAAUGCAGAACAGGAACUCUGGAAGAAAAGUUUCUCUUGCUUUGAGAAAGGCAUUAAGGAUUUUGAGGCCAUCGGAGAUGCCACCAACACUGCUCUGCUGCUGUGCAACACAGGAAGAUUGAUGAGGAUUUGUGCACAAGCUCACUGUGCGAUGGGGAGCGACCUCAAGAGGGGAGAGUUUUCACCUGAAGAGGCUUUGUAUUACAAUAAGGCCAUAGAUUAUUAUUUGAAGGCAAUGAGAUCACUUGUGAAGAGAGAGAUGCAUCCAGCUGUCUGGGAUUCUGUGAACUGGGAGCUUUCUACAACUUAUUUCACUAUGGCUACAAUGCAGCAGGAUUAUGCUCCAUUAUCCAGAAAAGCACAGGAACAGAUUGAAAGGGAGGUGACUGAGGCCAUGAUGAAAUCUCUAAAAUACUGCGAUCUCCACACAGAAUCCGCACGGCAGCCCCUGUACCAGUAUCGGGCGGCUACCAUCCAUCACAGACUGGCCUCCAUGUACCACAGCUGCUUUCGAAAUCAGGUGGGGAACGAACACCUGCGGAAACAGCAUCGGGGGCUUGCAGAGCUUCACUACAACAAAGCUGUGAAGCUGUUCCAGAUCCUGAGAGAUGCCCCCUGUGAGCUGCUGAGGGCGCAGCUGGAGCGGGUAGCUUUUGCAGAGUUUCAGAUGGCAGGCCAGAGCAGCAACUCGGCAAAACUGAAGACCCUCUCCGGAGCUCUGGAGAUUAUGACGGAGACGAAACACGCAUUCCAGCUGAUCCACAAGGAGCUUCUAGAGGAACAGAGACAGCUGUCAGAUUGCACUGAAGACUGCAGUGAUCCUAAUAAGACUGAAGGUGGCUCCUCUGCUGGAUUGAACACAGAAGAAGUGUUAAAGCUGAUCAAUGUGUUUGAACCCAGUUUGUCCUUCCUGCUGCUCCAUCUAGUGAAACUAAUGACUACAACAAAAAAGAAAAGUGGCCCAGUGGAGGAGGGAGCAUUUAAGAUCUACAAGCAGGUGUACUCUGUUUUGCUCCGGGCGGACAAGACAACACCUCUUAUCACGAGAGUGGAGCUCAUACUGGACUUGUUGGAUCAACUUGCCUCAAAACCUGGGGGCAGAGAGAGUGGAGGACAGUGAAAACAGUAUUUUAUGCCUUAGUCUGGUUUUGCUUGCCUAAAAUGAAACAUACAGACCUAUGCAUCAGUGCCUUGUCCAAAACAUUAGAUCACAUAGCUAUUGCAUCUUGGUGCUCCUCCCUACUCUUUUUUUUUUUUUUUUUCCUCUCCAGGAGGAGGUUAAUUGUGUUGAGCGUUCAGGAAUAUGCAUGAUGAAUGCUGGUUUAUUCACAUAUGUUAAGAUGUCUGUAAAAUGAAAUGUCAAACAAAUAAUUUUUCAAUGUGAAAUUUGUAACUUUUCUGAUGUGAGGACUUUGUGCAAUAGUAACUAUUCAGUUUGUUUGUUUUUUAACACUUUAAAUAAAACAAAAUGGGCCACUGGUAUUUUAAGAUAGAAAAUA
Molecule: messenger RNA, 5092 nt
Organism: Acipenser ruthenus (sterlet)
Lineage: Eukaryota; Metazoa; Chordata; Actinopteri; Acipenseriformes; Acipenseridae
Product: erythroid differentiation-related factor 1-like
Exons: 25
Coding region: 922-4713 (1263 amino acids)
Biological process (GO): positive regulation of DNA-templated transcription
Source: RefSeq, a predicted model, not a curated record